GGUGGUCCCGGGGCCCCACGGACCCCGCGCGCCAGCCUGACGGCGCCCCACCCACCGCGGGCCCUGACGGUCGCUGUCGCGUGUCCCCAGCUGCACCCACACCAUUUCAUCUCUCCCCUCCUCGGCUCUUCUCCUCGCUUCCAAGCGACACCCGAAGCGGCAGCGAGAGGCAACAGCCACCACUUCAGCUUCCCCUUGGCUUCUACUCCACUGAAGCAGGCCGAAAGGAGGAAGCAGACAAGAGGAGGAACCCAUGGCGAGCAACGGCGACGGGAAGGGCCGCGUGGCGGCGGCGGCGGGGGGAGGGUACGGGUACGGUUACGGCGGAUACGAGGGGCCGGGGGAGAGGAAGUGGUGGCCGUGGCUCGUGCCCACCGUGAUCGUCGCCUGCAUCGCGGUGUUCGUCGUGGAGAUGUACGAGAACAACUGCCCCAAGCACGGGAGCACGGUCGGCGACGGGUGCGUCGCCGGGUUCCUGCGCCGCUUCUCGUUCCAGCCGCUUCGAGAGAACCCGCUCCUCGGGCCGUCGUCCUCAACUUUGGAGAAAAUGGGAGCUCUUGACUGGAACAAAAUUGUUCAUCAACACCAAGGGUGGCGCCUUAUUAGUUGUAUCUGGCUCCAUGUUGGCCUAAUCCAUUUGGUCGUGAACAUGCUAAGUUUGUUGUUUAUUGGAAUCCGACUUGAACAGCAAUUUGGGUUUGUUCGCAUUGGUGCCAUAUACCUACUAUCUGGUUUUGGCGGUAGCGUGUUGUCUGCGCUCUUCCUACGGAAUAACUACAUCUCUGUUGGUGCUUCUGGACCUUUAUUUGGCCUGCUAGGAUCCAUGCUUUCUGAGCUACUCAUGAACUGGACUAUUUAUUCCAACAAGGCAGCAGCCAUAAUAACUCUCCUGUUUAUUAUUGCACUCAACUUGGCUAUCGGGAUACUACCUCACGUCGAUAACUUUGCUCAUAUUGGUGGAUUCGCGACGGGUUUCCUUUUGGGUUUUAUUUUGUUGGCGAGGCCUCAGUUUGGUUGGAUGGAACACCGUGAGUUACCACAAACCAGCCAACCUCCCAAGUACAAAGCAUACCAAUAUGUUUUGUGGGUUGUGGCGCUAGUCUUGCUUUUGGUCGGGUUUGUGAUUUCGCUGGUGAUGCUCUUCAAGGGAAAGAAUGGGAGCGAUGGCUGCCACUGGUGCCGCUACCUGAACUGCGUGCCAACAUCGAAGUGGAACUGCAACUCCUAGGCACCUUAAUUUUCUGUUAAACUUUCGGCGAAAUAUGUAGCGUUCAGAUUCAGAAGACCAUUUUUUAUGCCUGUAUGUCUGUAGAUAUGGACAAGUUCUUUGUUCUUUACUGGAUUGGGGUUUCCUGGUUUCUGUAAACUACUUGUCGGGCGUUGUAUGUUUAUAACUUGAGCGUUAUACCGUUUC
This is a messenger RNA of Phragmites australis (common reed), 1414 nucleotides long. RefSeq names its product RHOMBOID-like protein 2. Bases 254 to 1228 code for a protein of 324 amino acids. Lineage: Eukaryota; Viridiplantae; Streptophyta; Magnoliopsida; Poales; Poaceae. Gene Ontology annotation, molecular function: serine-type endopeptidase activity. The record is from RefSeq and is a predicted model, not a curated record. Gene Ontology annotation, biological process: proteolysis. The transcript has 5 exons. Gene Ontology annotation, cellular component: membrane.